This is a messenger RNA of Sinocyclocheilus rhinocerous, 6924 nucleotides long. It is a transcript of the gene pole, whose product is annotated as polymerase (DNA directed), epsilon. NCBI's taxonomy places the organism in Eukaryota, Metazoa, Chordata, Actinopteri, Cypriniformes, Cyprinidae. The record is from RefSeq and is a predicted model, not a curated record. Gene Ontology annotation, biological process: leading strand elongation; DNA replication; base-excision repair, gap-filling. The coding region runs from base 369 to 6800 and encodes 2143 amino acids. Gene Ontology annotation, cellular component: epsilon DNA polymerase complex; nucleus. Gene Ontology annotation, molecular function: zinc ion binding; DNA binding; DNA-directed DNA polymerase activity. The transcript is spliced from 47 exons.
AAAUUAUGAGGGGCGGGAGCACAGCAGGAAGGUGACUGGAGCUCGCGGCAACGACACAAAACGCGCCAAAUUUCUUUGGCGGCGGUACAGUAUGAACAACGGAAAUAUAUAUUUGCAAUAAUAUUCUAUAUAACAGUGACACCGCGAAUUGUAUGUAAAUGCUUAAGGAGAUAUGACGUUUUAUCGUUGUUGGUAGGACAUUAGUGAUAUGCGAGCAGCUGAAAAUUCAUAAACUCGCGCUGAAAGUGUGUGAAGGCAGGUGACCGGUCGAGUUGUGUGCAGUGAAGCUGUUAUCUAACUAACUAACUAACGUUAGUUCUUCUUCUGUAUUUAGUGACUGAUUUGAGUCUUGAAGAUACUUGUCAGUUAUGGUUUUACAAAACAGUGGGCGAUAUAAAGCAGACCGAGGUGGAGAUCAGGACAACCAGCAGGAUGAUGCAUCAGCUUUGUCCGCUGUCAAGCGGCUGGAGCGCAGUCAGUUCACUGAUGGGAUGGAUGAGCGCUUUGGGUUUGAACGGAUGAAGGAGACUGGGGAGAAAACGGGAUGGCUGAUCAACAUGCACCCGACUGAGAUUCUGGAUGAUGACAAGCGGAUGAUCAGUGCUGUGGACUAUUACUUUAUACAGGAGGAUGGAAGCAGAUUCAAGGUUGCUCUUCCCUAUAAGCCGUAUUUCUACAUAGCCACUAAAAAGAACUGUGAAAGAGAGGUUAUCUCCUUCCUGUCAAAGAAGUUCCAGGGAAAAGUGGCGAAGCUUGAAGUUGUCCCAAAGGAAGAUUUAGAUCUGCCUAAUCACCUGGUGGGCCUGAAGAGGAAUUACAUCAAACUGUCUUUUAACACGGUGGACGACCUUGUUAAAGUGAAAAGGGAGAUCUCACCUGCUGUCCGCAAGAACAGAGAGCGAGAGAAGUCCAAUGACGCCUAUACCAGCAUGUUGUCCAGUGCUUUGGUUGGUGGGAGCGUGGUGACGGAGGAUGAGGAUGGCACAUCGAAGAAAAUGACUGAGCAGCUUGACAACAUCAUAGACAUGCGGGAAUAUGACGUGCCUUAUCAUGUCCGCGUUUCUAUUGACCUGAAGAUUCAUGUGGCUCACUGGUACAAUGUGCGGUACAGAGGAAGUGCCUAUCCUCCUGAGAUUGUGCGCAGGGAUGAUCUUGUGGAAAGACCUGAUCCGGUAGUGUUGGCGUUCGAUAUUGAGACCACUAAACUCCCUCUGAAGUUUCCUGAUGCUGAAACAGACCAGAUCAUGAUGAUAUCGUACAUGAUAGAUGGGCAGGGCUUCCUCAUCACAAACAGAGAAAUAGUCUCUGAGGACAUUGAGGACUUUGAGUUCACCCCAAAACCUGAAUACGAGGGCCCCUUCACUGUAUUUAAUGAACCUGAUGAGGCCUCUCUCAUUCAGAGAUGGUUUGAACACAUCCAUGAGACCAAGCCGAACAUUUUUGUCACUUACAAUGGAGAUUUCUUUGACUGGCCAUUUAUAGAGACCAGAGCGGCCCAACUUGGCCUAAGUAUGCAUCGGGAGAUCGGCUUCCAGAAGGACAAUCAGGGGGAAUAUAAAGCCAGCCAGGCUAUUCACAUGGACUGUCUCAGGUGGGUAAAGAGAGACAGUUACCUGCCUGUAGGAAGUCAUAACCUCAAGGCUGCAGCGAAAGCUAAGUUAGGCUAUGACCCUGUAGAGCUGGACCCAGAGGAGAUGUGUCGUAUGGCUACUGAAGAACCACAGACUCUGGCCACCUAUUCAGUGUCUGACGCUGUGGCCACAUACUACCUUUACAUGAAAUAUGUUCAUCCCUUCAUUUUUGCCCUCUGCACCAUAAUUCCUAUGGAACCCGAUGAGGUUUUGCGAAAAGGCUCCGGUACCCUGUGCGAAGCCUUGCUGAUGGUUCAGGCCUUCCAUGUCAACAUUGUUUUCCCAAACAAGCAGGAGCAGGUCUUUAACAAACUCACAGAUGAUGGUCAUGUACUUGAUUCUGAGACUUAUGUUGGUGGCCACGUCGAGGCUCUAGAGUCCGGUGUGUUUCGCAGUGAUAUCCCCUGCCGCUUUAAAAUGAAUCCAGCAGCCUUUGACUUCUUGCUUCAGAGGGUGGAACGCACUCUUCGUCAUGCAAUUGAGGAAGAGGAGAAGAUUCCCCUUGAGCAGGUCACCAACUUUAAUGAGGUGUGUGAUGAGAUCAAGAGGAAGCUGAUCUCUCUGAAGGAAGUUCCCAAUAGAAUUGAGUGUCCUCUUAUUUACCAUCUGGAUGUGGGGGCCAUGUACCCCAACAUCAUCCUCACCAACAGACUACAGCCCUAUGCCAUGGUGGAUGAGGCGACCUGUGCCGCCUGUGAUUUUAAUAAACCUGGUGCAAACUGUCAGCGCAGGAUGACUUGGCAGUGGAGAGGAGAGAUCAUGCCUGCCAGUAGAAGUGAGUUUCAUCGCAUUCAGCAACAAUUGGAGUCAGAGAAGUUUCCCCCUCUCUUUCCUAAUGGUCCACCUCGUGCUUUCCAUGAGCUCAACAGAGAAGAGCAGGCCCGGCAUGAGAAGAAGCGGUUGGGAGACUACUGUAGAAAAGCCUAUAAGAAGGUUCACCUGACCAGACUGGAGGAGAGAGUCACUACCAUUUGCCAGAGAGAGAACUCCUUUUAUGUUGACACGGUUCGAGCCUUCAGAGACCGUCGAUACGAGUUCAAAGGACUCCACAAGGUGUGGAAGAAGAAGCUGUCUACAGCGCAGGAUAACGGGGACGCAGCGGAGGUGAAGAGCUGCAAGAACAUGGAGAUUCUCUAUGAGUCUCUGCAGCUGGCGCACAAGUGCAUCCUCAACUCCUUCUAUGGAUAUGUCAUGAGAAAAGGAGCACGCUGGUACUCAAUGGAGAUGGCAGGGAUUGUCUGUUUCACCGGUGCCAACAUUAUCACACAGGCCAGAGAACUCAUUGAGCAGAUCGGGAGGCCUCUGGAGUUGGACACUGAUGGUAUCUGGUGUGUUCUUCCCAACACCUUUCCUGAGAACUUUGUCAUAAAAUCCACCAAUGAAAAGAAGCCAGAGGUGACCAUCAGUUAUCCAGGAGCCAUGCUGAAUAUCAUGGUCAAGGAGGGCUUCACGAAUCAUCAGUAUCAAGAGCUGGUGGACCCAGCAUCUCUAACAUAUGAGACCAGAGCUGAAAACAGCAUCUUCUUUGAAGUUGAUGGGCCAUACUUGGCUAUGAUCCUGCCUGCCUCCAAAGAAGAAGGAAAAAAACUAAAAAAGAGGUAUGCCGUGUUUAACGAGGACGGGUCGCUGGCUGAGCUGAAGGGCUUUGAGGUGAAGAGGAGAGGAGAACUUCAACUCAUUAAGAUCUUCCAGUCUUCUGUGUUUGAGGCCUUCCUAAAAGGCACAGCUCUAGAAGAGGUUUAUGCCUCUGUGGCUAAAGUGGCUGACUACUGGCUUGAUGUGCUCUAUAGCAAGGCUGCUAACAUGCCAGAUGCCGAGUUGUUUGAGCUGAUUUCCGAAAACCGUUCCAUGUCCCGUAAACUGGAAGAUUAUGGAGAACAGAAGUCCACCUCCAUCAGCACAGCCAAGCGUCUUGCCGAAUUCCUUGGAGAUCAGAUGGUGAAGGAUGCCGGCCUCAGCUGUCGCUAUGUCAUAUCUCGCAAACCGGAGGGCUCGCCAGUCACUGAAAGGGCGAUCCCUCUGGCAAUUUUUCAGGCUGAAGAGAGUGUUAAAAAGCAUUUUCUACGCAAGUGGCUGAAGAUGCCCAGUCUCUAUGAUCUUGAUAUUAGAUCUAUUCUGGACUGGGGUUACUACAUUGAGCGGUUGGGCAGUGCCAUACAGAAGAUCAUCACUAUCCCUGCAGCUCUACAGCAGGUGAAAAAUCCAGUACCCCGAGUACGGCAUCCAGACUGGCUGCAUAAGAAGCUUCUGGAAAAGAAUGAUAUCUACAAGCAGAAGAAGAUCAGUGAGCUCUUUACCAGUGAGGGAAAGAGACAGAUUGCAGAGACCAAUCACCCGGGUCUUUAUAAGCUGUGGGCGGUCAUUGGCAGUGACCUGCACUGCAUGAAACUCAACAUCCCACGAGUGUUUUAUGUCAAUCAGAAAGUGCCCAAGCAAGAAGAGGGAUCUAAUUGCAAAAAGGUGAACCGGAUACUUCCACGCUCUGGUGUGGUGUACUACCUGUACCAGUAUGCAGUUCCUGAGGACAUGUACCAGGAACACAUCAAUGAGAUCAAUGCUGACCUCUCAGCUCCUGAUAUUGAGGGUGUCUAUGAGACACAGGUUCCGUUGCUGUUCCGGGCUCUGGUCCAGCUGGGUUGCAUGUGUAUGGUCAAUAAACAGGUGGUCAGAGACCUGGCUGGCAGAGAGGCUGAUUCCUUCGACCUGGAGCACCUAGAGAUGAGAUCCCUGGCCCAGUUCAGCUACCUCGAGCCAGGCUGUGUAAGGCACAUCUACCUGUACCAUCACAGUCAAGGCCAUAAGGCUCUCUUUGGCCUCUUCAUACCAUCCCAACGCAAAGCCAGCAUCUUUGUUCUUGACACGGUACGCAGUAAUCAGAUGCCAAACCUUAGCUCGUUGUACGGAGCAGAGCGCACAGCACUCUUGGAGAAGACCACAGAGGAGCUUCUGCCACCUGAGAAACAUUUGUUUGAAGUGCGUGCUGAAAACGACGUCAAAGCCAUCUACCGCGCACUGCAGCGCAUUCUCCUCAACUACAAGGAGGAGCGGCGCGGUCCGACCCUGAUUGCCGUUCAGUCUAACUGGGAGCUGCGCCGUCUGGCAGCUGGCAUGACUGUACUAGAGGAAUUCCCGGUGGUGCCGGUUCAUGUUAUUGAUGAGAUAAGCUACAGUGUACUGGACUGGCAACGGCACGGAGCUCGCCGCAUGAUAAAACACUACCUGAACCUGGACAGCUGCCUCUCACAGGCUUUUGAUAUGGCCAGGUAUUAUCACCUGCCUGUGGGAAAUCUGCCUCAGGACAUUUCUAUAUUUGGAUCAGAUCUAUUUCUUGCACGUCAUCUGAGAAAGCACAACCACUUAUUGUGGCUGUCACCUACGGCACGGCCGGACCACGGGGGGAAAGAGGCUGAUGACAGCAGACUGGUGAUGGAGAGUGAUGAGAGAGGCUCCAUGGACAUCAAUAGCCAUGGCUGCUACUCCACAGUUUGUGUGGAGUUGGAUAUUCAGAGUUUGGCAGUGAACACCAUUCUACAGUCCCAGCAUGUUAACGAUAUGGAAGGCGGGGCCAGCAUGGGCGUCAGCUUUGAUGUCAUUCAGCAUGCAUCUCUGGAGGAAAUGAUGUCAGGGAAUCAGGGGGCAAAUGCAGUGGCCAGCUAUGAUGAGACGGCACUCUGCUCCAACACAUUCAGGAUUCUGAAGAGUAUGGUUGUUGGUUGGGUUCGAGAGAUUACGCAGUAUCAUAACAUCUACGCUGAUAACCAGGUGAUGCAUUUUUACCGGUGGUUGCGAUCACCCAGUUCUCUGCUGUACGACCCGGCCUUGCACCGCACCCUCCUCAACAUGAUGAAGAAGAUCUUCCUGCAACUUGUGGCAGAGUUUAAGCGCCUGGGAUCAUCUGUGAUCUAUGGAAACUUCAACCGACUCAUCCUCUGCACCAAGAAACGGCGCAUUGAUGACGCCAUUGCAUACGUGGAGUACAUCACUAACAGUAUCCAUUCAAAGGAGAUCUUCCACUCUCUGUCCAUCACAUUCUCACGCUGUUGGGAGUUUCUGCUGUGGAUGGAUCCAGCUAACUGUGGAGGAGUGAAGGGAAAGCUGCCCUCGAGCCUUCUGUAUGGAGAGCAUGACAAUGAAAAGAAGAAAAAGAAGAAUGGAGAAGAGGAUGGAAGUGAGGAUGAGGAUGAAGAUGAAGAAAACCAAGGGGAGGAUGAAGAACAGGAUGGGGAAGAGGAUGUAGAAGACUUGAUUGAAAGUAACUGGAACAUCAUGCAGUACCUUCCUCAAACAGCAUCCUGUCAGAAAUACUUUCUCAUGAUCAUUUCAGCCUACAUUGCAGCUGUCUAUCACAGCAUGAGACAAGAGCUUCGGCGAAACGCCCCUGGUGCUACUCCUAUUAAGAGACGAGGAGCGACCCAAGCGUCCCAGCAGCCAACUGGGGAUGUCAGUGCACUUCCUGGUUUGAUUACAUUCUCUCAGGAGUAUGUGUCAAGUGAACUCACACAGAACUUCUUCACCAUCACUCAGAAGAUUCAGAAGAUAGUGUCGAGCACUCGUAGUGUUACGCUCCCAUCUGAGAUGUUUCCUGUUCUUCCUGGUUCUCACUUGCCCCUCAACAACCCUGCUCUGGAGUUUAUUAAAUACGUCUGUCAGGUGCUCUCUCUGGACGCCAACAUUGUCAAUCAGGUGAACAAACUGAAGCGAGAUCUUUUGCGAUUGGUGGAUGUUGGAGAAUUCUCAGAGGACGCCCAGUUCCGUGACCCCUGCAAGUCCUACGUCCUGCCCGAGGUCAUCUGCCACCACUGUAACUUCUGUCGUGAUCUUGACCUCUGCAAAGACCCUGCAGUUUCCCAGGAUGGUUCAGUUCUUCCUCAGUGGUUCUGCUCUAACUGUCAGGCCCAGUACGACACAGAGUCCAUAGAAAUGGCCCUGGUGGAGGCGCUCCAGAAGAAGCUCAUGAGUUACACACUACAAGACCUGGAAUGUGCCAAAUGCAAAGGAGUGAAGGAAGCUAACAUGCUGCUGUACUGUAACUGUGCUGGAGAUUUCAACCUCAGCUUCACCACAAAGAGCUUCACUGAACAGGUGGAAGUAUUCCGGAACAUUGCCGCCCACUAUAACAUGAACUUCCUGCUAGAGACCAUUGACUGGGUGCUUAGUAUGAACGCAUAGAUGCUUUUCCACCCGAUACGCUCCAUCAUUUGUGCCAAACUAAGUGUGUGUGAGCCAUUUGUACAGAUCUGAAUUCUUAUGAAAUGUGUGUACACUAUCACAGUGGAAAAAUGUUGGUACCGGA